UGGUGACAGGCGUUGUAUUUUUAUGGACGAGGAAGAUAUUCCGCUGUCAGUGAAAAUAAUGACAUGUGCGUCAGUGCAGGUUGGUCAUAUAAAAUGGACUUAGGUUAUUUUUCAUACUUUUCAGCCACAGCAUUCAUUUGAUGCUAGAAUAUUAUAUACACACUGUAGUACAAUAACUGCCUGUUAUAACUAUUAGUAUGUAUAGUAUUUCUUCAAGACAAAGAAAUAAUUAAAGGUGAAAACCAACGAAAAGUGAAAACGUAUAAUUGGAACGUAGCAGACUUGUGAAAUGAAGUAACAGGAUUCGAUUAGUAAUAUACCAACUUAAUUAGUUUCGGAGUGGUGUGUGGUCAUGUCUGUUAAAUUCGUCCAUUCCUGAGAGCUAGCCUGCAAGUUUCAGAGAAUGUUUCUGUGAAUGUGGAAAAAGUUUUUAAUAUGAGUUGCAUUUUUAUGAAGCAGUGAAAGUUAAGUGCCCUUUUUGGAGGUGUAGUACCGAUUUACCUAGUGAAGAUAACCCAUAUUCCUCUAAAACCAUGUUCUUGGUUAUGUGAGCAGAUAUUUUUAUUUUAUUUAUCCGUCAGAAAUUAGGCCUAUAUAGGCUAUAAAACAUUUUAACAAGUGGGGUAUGAUUAAGUGACGACAGGACAUGAAGUCGUCCGUAACCUAAUCUAGGAACCCUCCCAGCAUUCACCAUAGCAACUCGGAGCAAAACAUGGGAAAACUGAAUCAAGAUGGCCUGACAGGGACCUAAAACUCCAGUCCUGAAUGCAACCCUAGUACAUUUAGAUUGGUGUAGACACUUUGUGUGGUAUGCAAAUGGAAGGGAAAUCACAAGUUCAAAGCCUACAUUGUAUCUGAAGGAGAUGGAAUGCCAUCAGAAGUAUGUUACAAUUGCAUGCACCAACUGGAAAGCUCAUACAGAUUCAGACAGAAGUGUGAAGAAGCAGAUACUAAGCUUAGGAAACUACUGAGAGCUGCCAAAGAUGCGGAAACAAAUCAACAAGAAUUUCAUGAAACUGACUUCGUCAGUGUCAAGAGCAACCUUUUUAACCUUCAAAUUACGGCAACAGAAACAACAGAAAAAUCGACCACAUUAUUUGUCUGCAGCUCUCCAAAUCACAGUAAUUCUGAGUUGAUUUCUUCGGAUAUAUUUCCUGUUAAUAAAAGCCUCUGUCCAACAUUGUCAGAUUCCACAACAAUAGAUUGUAAAUCAAGUUCUAACCCAGUCUGUGAUUUGAGUGAUUUGCUUAUUCCAAAUGUACAUAAAUCAUUGUGUAAUUCAUCACAGGUAGAUACUACUACAUCAGAAUGCGAAUUAGAAGCUGGUGAAAAUCAACAAUCCGAUGACAGUUUGAAGGAAAUGGAAAAUUUGUCUUGUAGCGAAGUUCAUCCUGUUGUGGCAAGCACAGGUGAUAUCCAUUCUCAGGUAAAGAGUGAAAAAAAUACUCAAAAUUCAUUACAACUACCUGAAAAUUGUCAAAAUUCAAAUCCUUCAUAUUCAGGAAAUCAGCCAUUCAUAUUUUCUUCAACACUGAAAAAUGAAGAAAUUACAGCAGAACAUUUGGACGGCAGUAAAGCACAUCUUGACAUGAAGGAUUUGGGAAAUGUGAACUGUGGUUCAUCUGGAGUGGUUCAGUGCAGGACUGUUUCUGAUUACAAACUGAUUUUCAAAUGUGAUAAAUGUCCCAAGAGGUUCAGCAAGAGACUAGACUUGAAACGACACACUUCUGUUCACAAUCAGCAAAGAGGAUUUGUCUGUGGAAUAUGUGAAAAAUGGUGCCCUAAUCAAACAAAUUUCAAGCGACAUGAGAGAACACAUACUGGUGAACGGCCAUUUUCCUGUAAAUACUGUUCAAAGAGUUUUUCACAGACUGCUAUACUUAACCGGCAUAUGAUGAUUCAUACUGGUGAAAAACCAUUCCAGUGCAACGCAUGUGGAAAGAAAUUUACUCAAAAAGAAAGUCUUAAAGUACAUUCAAGGCAACAUUUGUCUGGUAAUGAUAUCACGACCUUUCAGUACAAAUGUCCAUUUUGUGAAAAAUCUUUCCGCCACCAGUCUGGCCUUUCAAGACAUUUGAUGUCUCACACAGGAAAAACAUUUAGUUGUAACCUUUGUCCAAAAACAUUUACAGACCAAUCAUCUUUGAAAAGACACCUUAAACGACAUUUUGAAAUAAAAUCUUGAUGAAGCUUAAAGACUGUUAUUUCAGUAGCAAAUUUAGUGCUUAGUAGUAUCCUGUUGAUUAAUCUGAGCAAGUAAUUUGACUCUGUGAGCCAUCAAAUUAUAGUAGAUAAAUUAUGAAGCUAGGGCAUUCGAGAUUUAGAACUCUGUCAAUAGAAAGCAGAAGGCAUAUUUUAAUAAUAAGAGCUCCGGAGGUUUGUUUCAAGGUUCUGUGCUUGUACCCCUAUUGUUUAUAAUUUAUGAGAGUGACCUGUCUAGUAUGCCAUGCAAAUCUGUUCUCACACUGACAAUGUCGCAUCCCUUGCAACUGGAAAUUGUAUAGAGGGCCUAAAGGAACAAGCAAAACAAGUCUCAGAAUUUCCAGUAUCUUGUUUAAAGAUAGUGAAUUAGCAGUAAAUCAGAAUAAAACUGAAAACAGUUUCUUUAAUUUAUGUAAUUCUAACACUGAUUGUAUGUCUCUUAAGCUGCAUGGUGUAUAUUUAGAUUCUAAAUUAACAUGGAACCACCAGACAAUAUCUACAUGUAUUAAAUUUUUCAAGAGGCAUCUCCUUGUUAUGGUACUUUGUGAUUAAAAAUGCAAUGCUUAGUUCCUCUUAUGAACUCUUUCAAAGCACAAAACAUGCUGCAUUCUUUUGUAGUUGGUCAGCUAGUUACAUGUUCCAUAGAUCAUUUUAACAAUUCUUUUAUCGAAAUGAUGUGGGAUGAGUCAGAUUCCAGAAUGUGCGUACAUGAUUAGUGUUAACAUAAAUGAACACAUUUUUUUAGUCCUUCAUGCCAUCACCCUUAGAAACUUGUUUUUACAGGCUACUGGUUUUUAAAUAGAAAUUUGUCCAUGGACCAGGAGGAGUUGUCCAGGAGAAAUGAUUUUAAGUUAGAUUUAAAACUUGCUUUGCUACCUGUCAGACAUUUUAUGGUAUAGCUUUGAUAUAUGCAACUUGUCAAAUGUGUCAAAUCAUAAACCAUGAUUACAAUUUGCUGUAACAGGCCUUCCUUUUCUCUGAGGCUUCCAAGGCACUGUGCAGUCCUGAAGCACAAGCGACCAUCCACAGCAGGUAGAGAGAUGCAAUCACCACGAAGCCUUGCCUUUUCUAACUGGCACUACGUUUUCAGUUGCCAUGAACAUCUUUCAUGGACCUAAGAGGAUAAAGGUGGAACAUUCUAACGACAUGGAUCCCCCUCACUUUCAUGAAGGACGUUAGGUAACAGAACUU
Messenger RNA from Schistocerca gregaria, 3393 nucleotides. RefSeq names its product oocyte zinc finger protein XlCOF7.1-like. Bases 869 to 2185 code for a protein of 438 amino acids. Gene Ontology annotation, cellular component: nucleus. Gene Ontology annotation, molecular function: zinc ion binding. The record is from RefSeq and is a predicted model, not a curated record. Lineage: Eukaryota; Metazoa; Arthropoda; Insecta; Orthoptera; Acrididae. The transcript is spliced from 3 exons.